Molecule: messenger RNA, 1020 nt
Organism: Plectropomus leopardus (leopard coralgrouper)
Lineage: Eukaryota; Metazoa; Chordata; Actinopteri; Perciformes; Serranidae
Product: trace amine-associated receptor 13c-like
Biological process (GO): G protein-coupled receptor signaling pathway
Cellular component (GO): membrane
Molecular function (GO): trace-amine receptor activity
Source: RefSeq, a predicted model, not a curated record
AUGACUUCUGGCCUUUCUCAGGAGCAGUUCUGUUUUCCUGGCUCUAACUCCUCAUGUGUUGGGGCACAUUUCAAUCUGGGGGCCAAAGUUGCCCUCUACUUGUUGUUUGCCUUUGGCAUGCUGGUUACCAUUUUAGGGAACUCUGUUGUCAUUGUGUCAAUUAGUCAUUUCAAGCAGUUGCAUAAUCCUACCAAUGUGCUUAUUGUAUCUCUUGGUCUGGUUGAUCUUCUUGUGGGUGUUGUUGUGAUGCCCUUCAGCGCCAUCCGGACCGUUCAUGGCUGCUGGUUCUAUGGUGAUGACUUCUGUCUGCUGCACUCCAGCUUUGAUAUGUUUCUUACCACUCUGUCUAUCUUCCACCUGAUUUGCAUUGCUGUAGACAGACAACAAGCAAUAUGCAACCCUCUGCAUUACUCCAGGAAUAUCACCAUGUCAGUGGCCUGGAUUAUGGUGUGUGCCAGCUGGGCGCUAGCUGCUCUUUACUCUUAUGGACUUCUUUACUCAAAGGCAAACACUGAGGGGUUAGAGGAUUAUAUGGCAUCAAUAAACUGUCUUGGCAAUUGUACCCUUCUCUUUAACCGCCUUUGGGGAGUUUUAGACAGUGUUAUCUGCUUUUUCUUUUCCUGCACUGUGAUGGUUUGUCUGUAUACCAAAGUAUUUAUGGUGGCUAAAGAUCAUGUGAGAAAGAUUGGAGAUAUGAACAAUUGUUCAAAUGACAAAGUCAGAGGUGGGCUGAUUAAACAGUCUGAGCAUAAGGCUGCAAAGACUCUGGGAAUUGUGCUCGGUGCAUUCAUCUUUUGUUGGAUGCCUUUUUUUAUUAACUCUGUAAUUGAUGCCUACAUCGGCUUCAGCACACCUGCUGCCAUAUUUGAAGCAUUUGUUUGGUUGGGUUACUUUAAUUCAACUCUAAACCCAAUUAUUUAUGCCUUCUUUUAUCCCUGCUUCAAAAGUUGCUUAUAUUGUAUCGUCACGCUAAAAAUAUUUGCAUCAAAUUCCUCAACCAUGACUAUAUCUGUUAAAUGA